CCUGCGCGGCAGGAGGGCGGAAGUGGCUGGGGAGCCGAGCACCAUCCUGAGGGGGCGAGAGCGAGGCUGGGGUUGAGCCCGCGCUUGGCCGGCCGUUUGUUCGCCUCCCCUUCCCUGUCCGUCCGCCCCCGCCUUUGCUCCGUCUCCUGUGCUUGGGACUACUUUGCGUGUCCAUCCGCCGCAGUCAGUCGCUCUGUCUGUCUGUCUUAGUCCCGCCUUCUGUCGAGCCCCCACCCGCCCUCCUCCUCCUCCUCUUCCUCCUCUUCUGAGGCUUCCCGAAUCCUCGCCUGUGAGGCGUCCCAGCAGCCCGCUUGGCCUCCCCUCUUGCUCAGGGACUUCCUGUGGCUCCUGCCUCACUGAGGACUAGCCUCUUUGGCCUCCAGACCUCAGCUGGGCAGGGCGUGGGGGCAGGUCUCCUCAGCCCCCGGGGCCCAUCUUUUGUGGAAGUGCUGUAGACUUGGGUGAGGAAGCUGCAAGCCUGUCAGACCUUUUCCCUGGGUGGAGGAUCAAGGGCUGCUUUCUCUGCCCCUCGAACUCACUCUUGCUCUGUCUUGCUGUAUUUGCUACCCUGUCUGGAGCUGAUCUGGGAUUCUCUGCCGCCGGUCACCCCGUGCAUCUUGACCACUGCUUCUGUCCACCUGUCCACGUAGCUGAGAAGCUGGUCUGUCCCAUCUUUCCGCCACUCCUUCGACUUGGCUCAAAGUUGCUCUCUUCCUCGGUUUAGACGCAUCUGGAUCCAAACCCUGCUUUGGUUGCAUCUCUCUCAGCCUGCAGUGUGUCUCCACGUCUGCGUGAGCCUAUUUCGCCACCCGAACGAGAGCCAGCAUGUCUGUGGCCGGGUUAAAGAAGCAAUUCUACAAAGCCAGCCAGCUGGUCAGUGAGAAGGUUGGUGGCGCCGAAGGGACCAAGCUAGAUGAAGACUUCAAAGAAAUGGAAAAGAAAGUGGAUCUCACCAGCAAGGCCGUCACGGAAGUCUUGGCCAGGACGACAGAGUACCUCCAACCCAAUCCUGCGUCCCGAGCCAAGCUGACCAUGCUGAACACGGUGUCCAAGAUCCGGGGCCAAGUGAAGAACCCGGGCUACCCGCAGUCAGAAGGCCUCCUCGGCGAGUCCAUGAUCCGUUACGGCAAGGAGCUGGGGGACGAGUCGAAUUUUGGCGACGCGCUGCUUGAUGCUGGCGAGUCCAUGAAGCGCCUGGCUGAAGUGAAGGACUCCCUGGACAUCGAAGUCAAACAGAACUUCAUUGACCCCCUUCAGAACUUGUGUGAUAAAGACUUGAAAGAGAUCCAGCACCACCUAAAGAAGCUAGAGGGCCGGCGCUUAGACUUCGACUACAAGAAGAAGCGCCAGGGGAAGAUCCCCGAUGAAGAAUUGCGGCAAGCCCUGGAGAAGUUUGAGGAAUCCAAGGAGGUUGCUGAGACAAGCAUGCAUAACCUCUUGGAGACUGAUAUCGAACAGGUGAGUCAGCUGUCCGCCCUGGUGGAAGCCCAGCUCGACUACCACAAGCAAGCGGUGCAGAUCCUGGAUGAGCUCGCAGAUAAACUCAAGCGCAGAGUGAUGGAAGCCUCCUCACGCCCCAAACGGGAGUAUAAACCGAAGCCCCGAGAGUCGUACGAAUUUGCAGAGCCUGACCAAUCGAACGGAGGCUUUUCCUGUAAUCCCGCCCCCAAAGUCUCAGCUUCUUCCUCUUUCCGAUCCGAAAAACCAUCCCGGACCCCCAGCCGGAAUUUUUCUCACCUGGACCAGCCCUGCUGCAAGGCUCUGUACGAUUUUGAGCCUGAGAACGAUGGGGAGCUGGGCUUUAAAGAGGGCGACAUCAUCACAUUGACCAAUCAGAUCGACGAGAACUGGUAUGAAGGCAUGAUCAACGGCCAGUCGGGCUUCUUCCCGCUCAACUACGUGGAAGUGCUGGUCCCGCUACCUCAGUGAGGCCGCCUCCGCCUCACCCGGCUUUCCGCUGUGGGUUUUCGACCCCCGUUCUCCCCCCUCGCCUCCUGCAACACCGAGAGUGCUCAGGGGGGGGGGUGCGCUGGAGUCGGACUUCCUUCUGUACAUUCCAAGUGGUAACCUGACACUAAUUUUUUUCCCGUCCAGCCGGUGGAAACGGAUGGGUUGAUUGUAUCGGCACAAGGCUUGGUGGAAGGGAAUGAGAUGGGGGGGAGGGGGGGGUGAAACACCAGCAAGGUUGAACCUGACUGCACGCAUCUCCUUAGUCUGUCCCAUUUUGGGGUUCUUGAAUAGAAAUGUCAAGAUGCCAAACAGGGCGCCUCUUGCUUUCCCUUUGCAAUCUGUUCUCUUCCCCUCCCUGCCCCGUCCCAUGAAGCACGCUGCCAGAGUUGGAAACUUGAGGUGUGCAAUUUGACUUGUGGGCUUUCUUAGUGUGUGUGUGUGCACAGAACUUGUCAUUGUGGGGUCUGCCUGGUGUCCCAAAGUGCAGGGUGACUGUCGCAACUUACUGUGGAGUGCAUUAAACACUACCAGAGACCUUCUCUGUCUUUGACUAUUGUGGGAAUUGGAGCAUUCCCAUUUGGCCCAGUGGCAACCAUUUUGGAUUUCUGUUAUGAUUUCCCCCUCCCUCCCUCCACCUCUUUCAGAUGAUAUUCCAACCUAGAAGAAUCCUUCUGGGGAAAUAGAUGUGUGUUUUGUAUGCAGAGGAAGGGACUGAAUUUUUAUUCUCACCGAGAUCUGGGUUCUAUUCCUCACAAAGACCAUUUCAGACCAUACGUGGGGAUUCAAAGCUCUGAAUGCUGCUUUAUUCUAUAAACGAAUCCCUGCACAUGGCAAGCUUAUCAGGCAACAGGUGGAGCUGGAAUCCUUGACAUUCUGGUGGUCUCCAUACAGGGAGGUUUUUACUCAAACAUGAACCAGCAUUCAAUCUGCAGUAGCAGGCUGACCCCGCUCACUGAGAAAUGGGCCCAAAGACAAGGGGUUUGGAGACCAAGCUGGGGUCCUCCUGGAAGGAGCAUGAGGAGAAAUGCUUUGAGGUACCCCACAAUAAUUGGCCACGCAUGACCCUCCCAGCCCCUUCCCCAUAUUGGCAUCUCCCUUCCCUCAUCUUUGGGUCGUUGUCAGUAUUGUGGUCUCAUCCGCCAUGUUUUGUGUGUGUGAAGAACAGGGCCCCAGCAGCUAUACCGAACGGCCAGGGGCAGCAUACUCGGGGGGCUUGAGUGAGGAGGACCACCGCCAAUUUAUGAUCAGCAUCCUUCUUUGGCCACCUGCUGCGACCUUUUGAAACUCCCCGGCCUUCCUGUUCCAGUACUUUUCCCUGUUGCAGAACUUGAGGGCUUCUCCUCAGCCCGCCCUCAGCCCCCUCACUCGUCCCCGUUUAACGUGCCUUGUCUCUCGACUUCCUUCAAAACCGGGGCCUUGUCCACGAAGGAUUGUUCCGUCCACACCCUUGUUCCUGGUCCUCAGACUGGUCCCAUCUUGUCCCGUUCUCCACUACCACAGUGAUAAUUUUCACCCGUACAAAUGGGUUGGAACAGGUUUGUGCCGCUUCUCACAAAGAACCCCUCGUCCCCGCUACGAAACUGCUCCAUUGAAGGGUCUUAAGCCGGGGUUGUGUGGGUGGCUCAUGCUGUGUGCCUGCGUCCCCUGAGCGGUCACAGAGGCAGGCAGCUGUGCGAACAAAGGAAAUGUUGAGGGAACUGAUACAUUCCAGUAGGAGCCUGAAAGUCACAUUCCCAGAUCUGUGCCUCAGGGGAUGUGUCAUGACAUCCCUUCCCUAUGAAGUGAGACAGUGGCAGCUGCCUCCCACUGUAUUGUCAGUGCAAAAUGGCACAGUUGAGCCAAGAUACUUAGGACCAUUUGUCACCUUAACAAACGGUCAAGUGAAAAUCAAACCUGGGACCAACUUCAGCAGAUCCCUGUCUGCUGAAACCAACACUUUUGUGACACAGGAGGCGGCUGUGAUCCUCCAGUGUCUGCCAUUUUGGAAUAUAUAUUUUAAUGCCUCCCUGAUAAUAGUGUUCCCUGCCUGCCAAAAGGUCAGUGAAAGGUUUUUACUUUGUGCUUUUUCCCUGAUGUGUAACUUUUCUACAUGCAGGGAAAUCUUUUUAAACCACCCCCAGUGAAAAAAAUGUAGUACCCUGGCAGCCAUAUUAACGUCUGUCACCCCAGCUGUCAAAGCCGCCAUGCAUCUUUGACUUGGUGUCUUGAAAACAUGGGCUAGCCCACAGAGCUGAUUCAGCCUUUUCUUAGCAAGAUCUCCAUCUGCCUGCGGAACCAAGCGCCUGUUCAGUCUCAGCCAAGCCCCUUCGUCUCGGGACUCUUAGCCGGUGGGGGGGGGGAUCAGCUGAAUCCCAAGGCAGUGAGGUCCGAAGCACUUAAGUACUUCUUGGCUCCUCCAGAUAUUCUCCUUCCUCCAGAUUCAGCCUGGAGCUGGGGUUUGGGGAAAAAAGAUUUGCAGAAGAAUUUAAUUAUAGUGGACUAGCAAGAUUGCUAAUCUCUGAUUAUACUAGACCUUCCAGUGGUUUAAAAACUUAUUUUCUUCCCGUCCCCCAAUCAAGUUCUUUUACACUCUCUCACUGCAGGCAGUGGGAUUGGACACAACUACCCAUUGGGAGGUAUUCCAAGAGGCCGUCUUUGUCACUGGCCUCCUUCUGGUACCCCCCCCCCUUUCCUGGACGGGGGUGGGGGGGGGUCUUGAUCUGGUGAAGAUGUGGCUCUGCCUACAUGUCUUUCUGUAGCUCAAAAGAUGUUUUUCUGUCGUAUGUGGGGGGGUUUUUUGGGGGGGCACUGUUUUUCUGUCAGGCUUUUUAAUGUGGAGGCCUGAUUUUUUCUAAAAGGGUUGGGUGGGGAGGACAGAGAAUUGUAAGGCUUUUUUCUCUUUCUUGACCAUCCACACCAGAUCUUUUCCCUAUUUCCUUUUUCUUUCUUAAUGGAAUCCCUCCCCGCCCCACCUGUAACCCCAGUAUUGAGAUACCCGCAAUAUUUAUAUACAAUAUAUAUAUAUAUAUAUAUCUAAAAAUAGUAUUUCAUUGUAAUUUGUCUUGUCCAACCCUGGUGGAGGAGAAGCCAUUCAUUCUUUGCCUUGUAAGGUCUCACAGAUGCUGCUUUGAAACAAAAUGAAAACUCUUCUUUGCUUUCAAAUCUCUAUCUUUAACACACACACACUGUGGCCACAUUCUUGUAGAAAUACCUUGGUGGUCUGUGUGUUCUGUUUCUUUCCCUAGCCAUUUCUGCACAUGAUCCUAGGUGUUGUAUGGCUGAAAUAGCCAUAUCUCUCCCCCCCACACACACACACCCCCAAUUCACUUAAAAACACUUUGUUAGCAGGCCUGGUCCUGCUGGGAUUCAACUCUUGCAUUUGUCAGCAAUUCUUGAGCACCCCCCUCUCCCCAAUUUCACACCUACCAGUACUACAGGGCGGAAAAACUGUUGGGGGAGCUUUGCAUAUUCUUUGUCUAACCAGUAGCAAUGUCACGUCAGGAUAUAACUGUUGGUAUCUGGUACAUUUGAGUGAAACAGAUAUUUUCUUAUUCUGGGCCAUGUGUUGAAGUGUUUCUCCCUUUUGUUUAUGCCCCCCCCCCUUUUUUUUCUUUUGGAAUAAAAAGGAAAAAAACACCUUGUAUCCUUGAAAUAAAAAAAAGUAUUACAUGUU
Sphaerodactylus townsendi is the source of this 5602-nucleotide messenger RNA. RefSeq names its product SH3 domain containing GRB2 like 1, endophilin A2 (gene SH3GL1). Lineage: Eukaryota; Metazoa; Chordata; Lepidosauria; Squamata; Sphaerodactylidae. Gene Ontology annotation, molecular function: protein binding. The record is from RefSeq and is a predicted model, not a curated record. Gene Ontology annotation, biological process: synaptic vesicle uncoating. The transcript has 11 exons. Gene Ontology annotation, cellular component: glutamatergic synapse; presynapse; cytoplasm. Bases 826 to 1929 code for a protein of 367 amino acids.